AAUCUGGUUUGAAUUCUUCUCUAUCUAUUCUUCAUUUUCUAAUCAGUAUUAAGAAUCUCAUAGGUAGUGAUAGGUUGGAGACAAAAAGAUAAAACAGACACAUCCUGUAGUUUCAUGCAGCUUAAGGUUUAAUAGUUUUAAUUGAGCAAAUUACCUUUCUAUGGCCUACAUAUAAUAUGUAGGUGAUUCUUACUAUAUUGAAGGACCAUAACAUAUUAUGCAUAGUGAAUCUUCAAACAUUAAUGUGUCCUUUAUUGUGAGUACACAAACGUAAGCAAUUAUUAAGGGAACAAUAUAGUAUACAUUAAAACUUGCAUAAUAUGCCAGAAUUCUCCUAGACAUGAGAAUGCUAAGGUUGAUGAAGGAAAAUAUGUGAGCAUGAGAUGUUCUUUUUGAGGAAAGGGUAUUUCAUGUGGAGCAGUUAUGUAUGUGUGGAGCAGGUAUGUAUGUGUAUUCGUUUUCUGGUGACAGUGUGUGUGUGUUCUUGUCAAGUCCUCUAUACUCUAAUCACAAUUUUUAUAAAAUUUUAAAGAGCUUUCUCAUAGUAAAUAAUGUUUGUUGGAGGUAUGGCUCAAAUGACAGAGAGUACCAAGGCCUGAAUUAAAGCUUCAGUACCAGCAUGAAAAAAUAAAGAAUGGAAGAAUGGAUGGAUGGAUGGAUGGACAGACAGCCUACUUUAUAGCUAUCAGUCAUUUAAAGUUCUUAAGCUUCUAUGAGCUGUCAUGGAUGCAGUAUUAGAAGAUGAUAUAUGCAUUCUUAAUCAUGAAAAGGCUCAUAGGAGAGAGACAGUGACUCCAGUCUCAAUAUAUUCAGGAGAUGAAUCUGUUGCAUCACAUUUUGCCCUGGUCACUGCAUAUGAAGACAUCAAAAAGCGACUUAAGGAUUCAGAGAAAGAAAACUCUUUCUUAAAGAAAAGAAUAAGGUUUUUAGAAGAAAAGCUUGUAGGAGCUAGACUAGAUGAGGAAACAAGUUCUGUUGGACGAGAACAAGUAAACAAAGCCUAUCAUGCAUAUCGAGAAGUUUGUAUUGAUAGAGAUAACUUGAAGAGCAAACUGGAUAAAAUGAAUAAAGACAACUCUGAAUCUUUGAAAAUAUUGAAUGAACAACUACAAUCUAAAGAAGUAGAACUCCUCCAGCUAAGAACAGAGGUGGAAACUCAGCAGGUGAUGAGGAAUUUAAAUCCACCUUCAUCAAACUGGGAGGUAGAAAAGUUAAGCUGUGACCUGAAGAUACAUGGUUUGGAACAAGAGCUGGAACUGAUGAGGAGAGAAUGUAACAGUCUCAAGCUAGAGCUACAGAAAACCAAACAAAUGGAUUCAUCUCAGGAAGACAAUCAGAAUAGAGAUUUCCAAAGACUAAGCAUUUCAAGUGAUAAUAUGCAACAUACGUACUGGGAAUUGAAGAAAGAAAUGUCUAAUUUACAUCUGGUGACUCAAGUACAAGCUGAGAUACUAAGAAAACUGAGAACCCCAACUGGAAUCAAAAAAGCUUGUGCUCCAGUAGGAUGUGCUGAAGACCUUGGGAAAGACAGCACUAAAUUAUUCAUGACGAAUUUCACUGCAACAUACAAAAGGCAUCCCCCUCUCUCACCAAAUGGCAAAUCUAUUGUAUCAUCCCCUUCACCAGGAGAUAUAAAAGUCUUAUCAGAGAAAGCAUUUCUCCAAUCAUGGACAGAUAAUGAGAGAUCCAUUCCUAAUGAUGGCACAGAAUUUCAGGAGCACAACUCUUACGGCAGAAAUUCUCUAGAAGAUAAUUCUUGGGUUUUUCCAAGCCCACCUAAAUCAAGUGAGACAACAUUUGGGGACACAAAAAAUAAAACUUUGCUUCUACCCAACCUUCCACCAUUGCAUUACCUGGAUAAACAUAACCAAAACUGCCUUUAUAAGAAUUAAUGCUGAAGAGAUUCAUAAUUUGAUCACAAAACCUCUUCCAGUGGUUCUUUUAAAGAGAUUAUUUAACAAAAUGGAUUUUGACUUAAAUUUUGCAGAGUUCUUCAAUAUGUAUAUUUGGACAUACUGUAUAAUAUGUAGCUGAUUUUCCUUUAUGAUAGAGCACCCUCUAGCUCCGUGUUCAAAAAAUCAAAGUAUGAUAUUGCAUAAACUAAUAAACCUGAGGUGUUUCAAAGACACUUCUGCCUUUAAUAACAAUUCUGAAAUUUUGCUUCUCAGAUAAAAAUGGGAAAUACAAAUUUCUAGACAGUUUUAUGAAGUAUGUGAAAUACUAAAUACUAAAAUAAAAUGAAGCCUUUUAGAAGAAAAACUGCAUGCUGGAUGAAAACACAUAAAGAAGCAGAUGGUACUGUGAAUAGGUUCUAUUUCUGUUGUUGAUAAUACAUAAAGAAGUAUAGUGGAUAAAAUAGGAAAUUCUAUCCGCUACUGUUUCAAAUCAUUUUUAUUCACAAAGCAGAUAAAAGUUUUAGAAUUACAAUUUGUACUCAUAAAAUUUGAAAUAACCAUUGAAGCCAACUUUGUCCCAGUUCAUUCAAGUCCUAAAUUAAAAAGAUGAAAUAAUCUGACAUGUGGAAAACUAAUACAUAACCCAACACUCAAUUAGUAGUAUAUUAGUAUAGUCUGUCCUUUCAGUGGUCCAUAAUGAAUAAAUGCAACUGAAUAAUUUUCCAUAAAGAGAAUAUAGCUGCUUGUUAUGUAGAACAGAUAAUAGGUUGCUUUGUUUGAAUGUAGUAUUUGAGAAAGCUAUUUUUAAUAAUUAAACUUUCCUUGUAAAACUA
Molecule: messenger RNA, 2728 nt
Organism: Dipodomys ordii (Ord's kangaroo rat)
Lineage: Eukaryota; Metazoa; Chordata; Mammalia; Rodentia; Heteromyidae
Gene: Azi2
Product: 5-azacytidine induced 2
Exons: 8
Coding region: 723-1892 (389 amino acids)
Biological process (GO): canonical NF-kappaB signal transduction
Cellular component (GO): cytoplasm
Source: RefSeq, a predicted model, not a curated record